Messenger RNA from Bradysia coprophila, 6351 nucleotides. RefSeq names its product Collagen alpha-1(IV) chain viking (gene vkg). Lineage: Eukaryota; Metazoa; Arthropoda; Insecta; Diptera; Sciaridae. The record is from RefSeq and is a predicted model, not a curated record. Gene Ontology annotation, molecular function: extracellular matrix structural constituent. Gene Ontology annotation, cellular component: collagen trimer.
CAUGAUUUUAGUACCGCUGCGAACAUUGUCGGUUGUCGAUGUGAUUGAAUGUGUUUUGAAAUUUUGGUUAUGGUUUAACUCUCGAUCGCGCGGUGUUUUUUUCCUGUCCUUUCGUUCGAUCGUUGCUGUUGCUGUUCGAUAUUUUGGGAGGAUGGUUUUUUGAUGGAAUGGUGCCGAAUAAAUUAAUUUUUAUAAUUUGAAAAAUUAUUUUUUUUUUUUUGGGAAAGUAAUAUCGUCAGCUUAACAAUAGUAAAAAGGAAAAAUUUAACGAGACUUCGAACAAACUGUUGUUUCAAACGUGCAAAAAUAAAUAACUGAAUUUUGUGCUAGUUUUAAGAUGCGAAUAUCCGCAGGCCUGUUGGGCCUGGGGAAACAAACACCCGCCAGAAAGGUUAUUAUUUUAGGAACAGUCAUUGUCCUAUUAAGUCUAAUAAACCGAUCCGACGGAAAGGUAUGCAAUACGACAGUGUGUGAUUGUAAAGGACAAAAAGGUCGUCGAGGAGAUGUUGGUCCGAGUGGAUUUCCUGGCGUUGAAGGUCAACCUGGUGAUAUAGGUCUCGAUGGGCCCAUGGGACCGAGAGGUGAUUAUGGUGAUGGUGGUGAAUUUGGAGCUCAGGGUGAAAAAGGAUUUCGGGGAGAUUCUGGUCGACGUGGAGAGCACGGAAUGCCUGGUAUGCCUGGUAGUCCUGGCGGUUCUGGAUUAAGAGGAAUUCCAGGUUUAGAUGGCUGCAAUGGAACGAAAGGCUCUGAUGGGCCACAUGGAAUUCCAGGACGACCAGGUGAACGUGGUUUGCCUGGUGAAUCAGGACCACAAGGACCUCGUGGUGAUGCCGGCGACGGAGGAAUCAACUCAAAAGGAAACAAGGGAUCGCGAGGAGAACCAGGACUAGAUGGACUUUCUGGUCAAGGAGGUCAUGAUGGAUUAGCUGGUCCGAAAGGUUAUGAAGGCAUACCUGGACAGCCUGGAUAUCCUGGUGAGCCAGGUUAUCAAGGUGAACGAGGAGAAGAUGCCGAACAAGUACCAAUUUUAUUAGCAAAAGGUGUCAAAGGUGCACCAGGUCCUAGAGGAACGAAAGGAGAAGCUUAUGAUGGUAUGCUUAUCGAAAAUCCUCCUGAAGUAACCAUAAAAGGUAUAGCCGGCGAAAAGGGAGAUCGUGGUUUGCCUGGAGACAAAGGCUUUCCUGGAGAUUUAGGAUACGAUGGUUUGAAAGGAGAACGAGGUUUCCGAGGAUAUAAGGGUGAUGAAGGAGACGCUGGAGAUCGUGGUAAAACUGGUAAAGAAGGAUUACCUGGACCGAGUGGUGAGAAAGGAUCAAAGGGUGCACCUGGCUUCGCUGGACUUGAUGGAGCUGAUGGAGAAAAAGGCGAACGUGGAGAAUUAGGUUAUGAUGGUGUACCUGGUAUUCAAGGCAUUCCGGGUUUACCCGGCUUAUACGAUCCUAGUUUGGACGAAAUAAGUGUUGGGCCAAUCGGAUCUCAAGGUGACGUAGGAGAAAUCGGUGACAGAGGAAUGAACGGUGUACCAGGACAACCUGGUCGAAGAGGCGCAAUGGGUUUGCCUGGACCACCUGGAGAUCCUGGAUUGGAUGGAAGGCCUGGACGGAAGGGUACAUCAGUUCAUGGUCAAGUUGGAGAUCAAGGUGAAACUGGACCACCCGGCCAAAUUGGUACCCCAGGCUUUCCCGGACCAAUCGGCAGAAAAGGACAAAUGGGUUUCCCUGGUUCAAGCCUAAGUGGACCAAAGGGUUUCGGUGGAUCACCUGGUCGGCCUGGAGCUAAUGCAUUUGCUGGCGAUCGCGGUGAAGCUGGCUUGCCAGGAGACAAAGGCUUACCUGGAAUCGGUUUUAAUAUAACUGGUCCACCAGGUCCUGACGGUUUACCAGGUCGACGUGGCGCACCUGGAAAUCCUGGAUACGAUGGUCUCUAUGGUAUUAAAGGUGACAAAGGUUUUCGCGGAGAUGACUGUGGUAUAUGCCCCGCCGGCCAAAGAGGAUUGAAAGGUGAUGCUGGAGUUAUGGGAAGAAUGGGACUAGAUGGAAUCCCUGGAAUGAGAGGACGUCCUGGACCGAGAGGAAUUAAAGGUGCAAUGGGACAGAUUGGUAGAUCUGGUGAUAAAGGAAUGCCAGGUCGUCCUGGAGCAGAUGGUGAACCGGGAAGAGAAGGACGUAAAGGAUUGAAGGGUAUAAUAGAAUAUUCAGGGAAGCGUAUCGAGCCAGAACGCGGCGACUAUGGUGACGAAGGCUGGCCUGGAGUGCAAGGAGCCGAUGGAGAUGUUGGACCCGACGGUUUUCCUGGAUUUGCUGGAGAAAUUGGUGAAAAAGGAGAUGCAGGAGCUGAUGGACUAACUGGAUUACCUGGACGAGAUGGAGCACCAGGAAGAGAUGGUCGCCCUGGACGUCCUGGUGAAGACGCACGAACUCCGAAAUAUUUAUUAGCAGGAGAAAGAGGUCUUGAUGGAUUACAUGGCGCGACAGGCGAACCUGGUUCUAAAGGCACAAAGGGACAGAGAGGAGAACCCAGUGCUCCACGACAGUAUGACUUAAGAGGAGCAAAAGGAGAUAAAGGAGAAGUGGGACCAAUAGGCUUGCAGGGAUAUCCAGGCCAGCAUGGACCGGUUGGUGCUGUUGGUUUUCCUGGACCGUAUGGUGAACCAGGUCCAGCAGGAAUAUCAAUUGCUGGACCAGAAGGAUUCAAAGGCUAUCCAGGUAUUAUGGGAGAUCAUGGACCAACAGGAGCGUCAGGUGAAGACGGUAUCGAUGGAAUUGAGGGUACAGAUGGUUUGUCAGGUCUGAAAGGACAACGCGGUGAACCCGGAAGAUCGAUUUUACCUGGUGAAAUGGGAAUUGACGGUGAUGUUGGUCUAGCUGGAUUACCAGGUGACAAAGGUUAUCCUGGACAGUAUGGCAAUCGUGGUAGAUCAGGUGCAAGAGGAGGGAAAGGAGAACUUGGAUCACAAGGUCCAGAUGGACUCAUUGGCAUUAAAGGAAGAAAAGGUGCGCGAGGAGAUAUCCUCUAUGGUGAUGUAGGUGAACCAGGACCACCUGGUGCAGAUGGAAGAGUAGCACCUUGGGGACUAAAAGGAAAAAAAGGUGACGAUGGAUGGCCCGGUAUGAUUGGUGCUCCUGGAAUCAAGGGAGACAUUGGAUUCCCUGGUAAUGCAGGUCUACAAGGUGAUAUGGGUGAAGCAGGAAAUCUUGGCGAGCCUGGAUUGCAAGGAUACCGAGGACCAGAUGGUGAACCAGGACCGCAAGGUGACUUUGGAUUCCCUGGAAGACCAGGAAGAAGAGGUUUCAACGGACCUGUUGGUGUUCCUGGUUUAAAGGGUGAACGUGGUGAUGCUGGCCUUCCAGGUUUAUCCGGAAGACCAGGACGUGAUGGAAGGAAAGGAGAUCGUGGAGACUUUGGAUAUUUCGGACUUAUUGGCGAAAAGGGAGAAGCGUCAUUUAGUGGAGCUAAAGGUGAAGUUGGUGAAUCUGGGCGAGUUGGAAUGCCAGGUUUUAAUGGAGCUCCAGGAAAACUUGGUCCAAAAGGUGAAGAAGGAGAAGCGGGAAAUGUCAUAGAUGGUGGUCCAGGCUUGAAAGGUCAACCAGGUGUUCCGGGCAGAUACGGUUUCGAUGGUAGAAACGGAUCCAGAGGCGAACGUGGAGAUGUUGGUGAAUUUGGUAUCGUUGGUGAGCCUGGAGAUAUCGGAAUGAUAGGCUCGCCUGGAUUCAACGGACGAAGUGGAAUUCCUGGAGCACCAGGCCAGUCAGGCCCAAGAGGUGAACCAGGAUCAUUUGGACUUACAGGUGAUUUCGGCGACCAAGGUUUCCCAGGAAUAAAAGGAAAACGAGGUGCUCCUGGUCCGGACGGUGAAAAUGGUUUAAUUGGUGAAGCUGGACUGCAAGGAGACAAAGGUUCUCCAGGUUUACCAGGAUCUAUUGCAUUGGUGUAUGUGCCACAAGGAGAGAAAGGUGACGAAGGAGCCAUUGGACUGCCAGGCGCACGUGGUGAGCCUGGAAGACAAGGUGCAAGAGGAAUACCAGGCAAACAAGGUGCUCCUGGAGAUUUCGGACCACAAGGUGACUUCGGAGAGGACGGAUUGAACGGACUAGUUGGAGUGCAAGGCGACAAAGGUUUGAGAGGUUUACGUGGACUCGCAAGCGCUUUUGCAGAAGCUGGAGAAGCUGGUACGCCUGGCUUUGAUGGUUUUCCGGGACAACAGGGAAUACAAGGUCCUAAAGGUGCUCCAGGAGAUUACGGUGAUGAUGGACAGCCUGGAAUGAUUGGCUUACCAGGUACUAGUUCGGAUGGAAUCAAAGGACAGCGAGGUGAUGAAGGCUUACAAGGCCCACCAGGAAGAUCUGGCUUGACAGGAUUACCAGGUCCAAUGGGUUUAAGAGGAGAAAUUGGAUUCAAAGGAGAGCAGGGCUAUAGUGGACCUUCCAUCAAAGGAGAAAGAGGUGAUGAAGGUUUCGAAGGACAAAUUGGCAAAAGCGGUGAAGACGGAUUGUUCGGAUUGGAAGGUGACAGAGGAUUGCCAGGUUUCACUGGUCCACGUGGGCCUAUUGGACCAAAAGGCCUCCAAGGUGAUCAGGGUUGGCAUGGAAUCGAUGGUGUCGACGGUGUUAAAGGCAUUAAAGGAGAACGUGGCUAUACACGACCAUACGAAUUAGCUCCAAGAGGCGAGCCUGGAUUCGAUGGCAUUCCUGGUUUGAAAGGAAUGCAAGGAGAUGAAGGACCAGCCGGAUAUCCUGGUAGAAUUGGUAUUACUGGAUUGCAAGGCUAUCAAGGCGAGGUCGGUGAGAUCGGGCUCGAUGGACUGGAAGGUAUUAAAGGAGAAAGAGGCUAUCCAGGACCACCUGGACAGCCAGGACUUCAUGGAUAUCGUGGACCGAAAGGCUUCCGAGGUGACGAUGCGCCAUCACCACCACAAGCCAAAAGUCGAGGUUUCAUAUUCACCAGGCAUUCACAGUCAGUCAACAUACCUGACUGUCCAAUAAAUACUAACAAAUUGUGGGAAGGUUAUUCGAUGGCUAGUGUUAUUGGUGCGAGUAGAACUGUAGGUCAAGAUCUGGGUCAGGCUGGAUCAUGUAUGCUCAAAUUCUCAACAAUGCCAUUUAUGUUCUGCGAUAUUGGCAACGUAUGCAGUUAUGCCGAGAACAAUGACGACAGUUUGUGGUUGUCCACACCGGAGCCAAUGCCGAUGUCAAUGACUCCUAUCGAUGCACGGGAAAUGAAUCGAUAUAUAUCGAGAUGUUCCGUUUGUGAGACAAACACUCGAAUCAUUGCAAUUCACAGCCAGAGUAUGACUAUACCGGAUUGUCCAAGUGGAUGGGAAGAAAUGUGGAUCGGUUACAGUUACGUUAUGUCUACCAACGACAACAGUGGUGGAUUCGGUCAGGAUCUGAUUUCACCGGGAUCAUGUCUCGAAGAAUUCCGUUCCGCUCCGAUCAUCGAAUGUCACGGACAUGGCCGAUGCAAUUAUUACGAUCAAAUAAACUCGUUCUGGUUAUCGAUAAUCGAAGAAAGUGAAAUGUUCCGUAAACCAAAGCAGCAAACGCUAAAAGCCGAUCAAACUAGUAAAAUUAGCAGAUGUGCUGUGUGCCGUAAAACGGUAAAAAUAGUGGUACCAAGUGAUCCAUUCCCCAGUGCAUCGGCAUUAUUACAACCGCCGAGGGAAACAGUUCGUCGACCAGCACCACCGCGACGACGUCAACGUGUUCGAAAUCAUGCAAAUACACGACGACGCAAUGCGAUACACAAAUAAAUAAAUCAGAAAGUGGAACAAUAGGUUCGGUUUGAACCGUUGCCACAUUAGAUGCUCAUUUAUAAAUUCUGACUUUUAUGUGCCAUCAAUUUUUGUUUUUUUGUUUUGCAGUUUACAAAGAUGGAUCUUAGCAGUGUCCCAUUAUUUAGUCAUAGAAAUAUCGAAUUAAUUUAAAUGAAGAAUGAGUUAAUUUACCACUCUACUCUCUAUCUCAAUGAAAAAACCAAAAAUCGAAUGCAAUCAAAGAAACAAAUUAGAAAUAAAAAUUUCGCUUAAACUGCCUAACCCUCACCCCAAACAAUUGUCUUCAAAUUUAUUUUAUCCACAAGUCUUUUCCAAGUUAAAUGUAUUUUUUUGUAAAAUGUUAAUUUUGUAUUAUGUCUAUAAUAACAGAGCCCGACAACGAUAAUGACGAUUCAUGUAUUUUCUUAAAUCUUCAGUGAAAAAUAAAUCUAAAAAAAUUGUCGGUGACAUCGGUCUUUCUUAUUCGAACGCAUGUAAUGCACUUAGCUACAUGAAAAUUCGCUGGACCCAUAUAACAUGUAAGUUUUUAUAAUUUAAUGUGUACAGUACAUUUCUAUUAAAUAAAAGUUUUAAAAAAA